ACUAUCUGCAGUGGGUCGCCCUCGAGUGAUAAAAUGUAAAUGCUCGAAGCGGUGGCAGAGCCAACCCGAAUCGGGGCGCAUUGAUUGGAACACGGCUGCUGAUGCGACAUGCAUAUCAAUUAAUUACCCCGCCAUGGCUGUGGCGGUUGUUACAUUUGGCUGGGCAGCGGCGGACACUGUGUCAUGUGGGAUUGGGUAAUGGAUUACAACAAAAUACAAGAGCUGGCGACUGAUUGCAAAUCACACACUGGACACCACACUCUCUGUGGCUUGGCCUGGGCGCAUGCAGUUGGCCGAAUUUAUUCAAAUCAGUUUAGUUCCGUUUGAGGAAGAGUCGAGGUGUCGUCGCUGGGAGUGGAUCAAUCGUAUCAAUUGCAAUGUGCAAAUACGUCUUAAUUGCUGCACUGGCCGUGGUAAUGUGCCUGCAGGUGCCCGCCGUCCAAGCCACGCUGCAUGACUUUCACGAGGUAUUUGACUUCUCGAACGUGGAUCUGGCAAAUUUUCAGUACUUCAAGAACCUGGCCUCACAGGAUCCGCGCACCGCUGCCACCGCCAGUCCCCUGCUCGUGCACUUUCAGAAGAAGAAGGCCGUACUGGACUACGUAGACCGCCUAUUCUUCGGCAACUCACCCUUCCAGCAGGCCAGCGAGAUCCCCUUCGACCCACAUUUUGGUCGAUCCUGGCGGCCAAACUACGAGCGCAAGUUCGGCUUCCGCGGCGAACGUUUGAUAGCCGCCCUAGGCUCUGGCUAUUCUGUCCGGCAGCUGCGCCACUUCGGAGCCAUCCCCCAGGAGUUUGGCACGCCACACUAUCCCAGUUGAGCGAACUACAUACAUACAGAUUGUACGGUGUACAGAACGGAGUUUCGGUUGUAUUUAUGAAAUAAACUUAAGUUCUAUGGCUACACUCUCCGUUUCUGCGUGGAUAUGUAGAGGACGUUGUUGCCGCGGAUGAAUGCGUCGCCGUAUUUGUUCUUCAGCUGACCGUUUACGUAUUCCUCCGUCUGCUCCAGGCAAAUGUUCAUAUAGCCAUCCAAGCAGGCCAGCACACCUGCGGGGAUAGGCGAAAGGAAGAGAGAUGAGAGAGUGUGAUUGUUAACGUGAUGUUAGCCGGCAUUUUUUAAAAGAAGACUCACCACGAUAGUCCACGCCAUUGUUCAGCUUCACGGCCACGGGGCGGCCAUGGAUUUGGUUGAUAAACUGCGAGAGGGCUUCUUUGCGCGACAUUUUCGAGUUUUAUUUAGUUAUAAAUGCAAAAAAACAAAACACGCCAAUCACCCUGACGAUAACGAUACAAAAUACCAACCGGCCAAAAAAUAAAUACCAUUUCAGUUUCGAGAAAUACUUUGCAACUCUGUCAAUAAAUU
This is a messenger RNA of Drosophila obscura, 1366 nucleotides long. RefSeq lists its product as uncharacterized. Lineage: Eukaryota; Metazoa; Arthropoda; Insecta; Diptera; Drosophilidae. The record is from RefSeq and is a predicted model, not a curated record. Bases 378 to 821 code for a protein of 147 amino acids. The transcript has 2 exons.